Ictalurus furcatus (blue catfish) is the source of this 2191-nucleotide messenger RNA. RefSeq lists its product as uncharacterized. Lineage: Eukaryota; Metazoa; Chordata; Actinopteri; Siluriformes; Ictaluridae. Gene Ontology annotation, cellular component: plasma membrane. The transcript is spliced from 7 exons. The record is from RefSeq and is a predicted model, not a curated record. Bases 489 to 1817 code for a protein of 442 amino acids. Gene Ontology annotation, molecular function: transmembrane signaling receptor activity.
AAAUAGCAAACUUACAUCAGUGUGAAUGAAACAGGAAAUGACCAAACAGGAAGAAGUGUCUAUUUCCUCAUCAGUCAAAGACCACAGACAGACCCAUCAGACUUCGAGCAACUGUUUCACAACAACCACAGAAAUGGAAAUAAACAGAGGGAAAAAGAGAGAGAGAGAGAGAGGAAUAGAUAUAAUAGGGAGUUAGACAAAUAGAGAGACAGAUACCUGUGGGUUAAGAGUUGGGUUUGGGAUUUUUUCAGGGUUUUAAUUGAUAUUGAUUAUUUAUCACAUAAUUGAUCAGCUGAGAGAUGAUCGUGUUUCAGCGCUGUCAGUGGGAGGGACUGUGAAGUUCCUGAAUGUGGGCACAUACCACAGAAAGAGGAAAUGACCAAACCCAAGACAACUGGAGGAAGAGACAUCUAGAAAUUACACAGAUCAAACUUUAAUUUCCACAAAAGUCUCUUAGUAGUGGACUGGAGUUUGAAGUUCGGUUCAGAAUGAACAUCCUCCUCCUCUUCACCUUCCACCUGAUCUCAGGUCCAGUGCACUGCUCUGACGUGAUUGGUUAUCCUGGAGGUCACUUAUUAAUUGACUACAAACGCCAAAAUUAUAACACGUCUACUGUGUAUUUUUGCAAAUUAAAACCACAAGCAGAGUGUGAAUAUUUGAUAACAGUUCAGGGCAGAGGCUCAGCUCAUAAAGACAGAUUUAGUCUGUAUGACUCCGGUGAAUUUAUUACAGUGAUAUUCAGAAAUCUGAGUGUACAGGAUGCUGGAAUGUAUCAGGGUGGAGUGAGGAGUGUGUGGAGUCACGACAUUAACCUGAAAGUGAACAGUGAUCCAUGCUGUAGCAGGACACAAUCAGUAACAGGUUAUCUGGGACAGACGGUGACGAUCAGUUGCUCCUAUCCAGUAGAGUUUGAAACAAACAUCAGGUCCGUCUACAAACUGGACGGUCGCUCCGAACAUGAAGUGAUCCGCACCAGUGGAACACAACAGCAUCAGGAAGGCAGAUUCUCCAUUUCUAAUGACAGGAGGAAUAAAGUGUUCAGUGUGAACAUCAGUGAUGUGAGAGAAGAUGAUGCAGGACUUUAUUCCUGUGCAGUUGGUAAUGAGGCGACUGAAGUCACUUAUCAGUCGCUCUUCACAGCAAUUCAGCUCCAGGUUACUGAUGUAACAAGAGACCCAACAAAGAUUCCAGAUGGCAUACCACACACACCUGAACCUGCAGGUUCCUCACUCAUCAUCAUCAUCAUCAUCAUCGUUGUGUGUGUCUGUGUGAUUGUGCUGCUGAUGGGUGGAUCCGUACUCAUCUACAAGUUGAGAAGCAACAGGACGCAAGAUUCUGCCUCUAUACACCAGCAAACAGAAACAAAUAACAUGACUGCUGAUUAUGAAAAUGAUCCACCUCAGAUUCAGAACACCAUAAUGCAUCCGGUCUACCAAAGCCUAAAUCCCAACACCAACCAAUCAGAUUCAGUCUACCAAAGCCUAAAUCCCAACACCAACCAAUCAGAUUCAGUCUACCAGAGUCUAGACCCUUACACCAACCAAUCAGAUUCAGUCUACCAGAGUCUAGACCCUUACACCAACCAAUCAGAUUCAGUCUACCAGAGUCUAGACCCCAACACUAUCCAGUCAUAUUCAGUCUACCAGAGUCUAGAUUCUAACACCAACCAAUCAGAUUCAGUGUACCAGAGUCUAGAUUUUAACACCAACCAAUCAGAUUCAGUGUACCAGAGUCUAGAUUUUAACACCAACCAAUCAGAUUCAGUGUACCAGACCCUAACCUCCAACACCAAUCAUGUUCAGUCUGCCAGAGUCUAGACCCCAAUACCAACCCAUAAGAUUUAAUUUAUUAGAGCCUAACUCCCAAAACCAACAAAUCAGAUUAAGUUUAGCAGAGCCCAGAUCCCUGUGCUGUCUGAGUGGGAGGUAUGGUGUUACCCCCUCCCCUGACAAUCAGAGUGACACUGACCAAUCAUGUGAAUCUUUGAGCUCCUGUGUGUAUAAGAGCUGCUCAGCUGUCCUGUCAUGUACAGUAGCAUGAGCAGAAGCUGGAAAAGGUACAGUGGCUUAACGUGUAAAUUUCUUUUCACCAUCUUUCAAAAUGUACUGCAGUCUACUCUGUUUUUGUAAUGGAUUGUACUUUAUGUUUUUUAACUAAUUUGUUAAAAUAAAAUCCAUGCCCUCUUAAAUUA